Molecule: messenger RNA, 3618 nt
Organism: Teleopsis dalmanni
Lineage: Eukaryota; Metazoa; Arthropoda; Insecta; Diptera; Diopsidae
Product: PP2C-like domain-containing protein CG9801
Exons: 5
Coding region: 688-3177 (829 amino acids)
Source: RefSeq, a predicted model, not a curated record
UUGUUUAAAAAUAAGAAUUAUUGAUUUUUUACAGUCACACUCGUGCUUUAAUGUCGUCGAUAUUGACUCAUUAAAAUGGUUUGUGUGAAAUUUGUUUUAUAUGUAUGUAUAUGCACAUAUAUUCGCUUUGUUUUCAUAUUUUUGUAUAUUUUGUUUUUAAAUUUUAAACAUAUGCUGGUCUAGUCGUUGGCUUGAUUUACACAGCAUCUGCCUGCAGCUGAGUUAAUAAAAGUUAUCGAUUUUUAUAUAAUUGUUGUUAUUGUAGUUAACAUUCGGCUGCAAUGUGGCCAAGACGCUGUUGUUACUUAAUUCGUCAUUGAAAAUUCUAGUGAAGUGAAGAUUAUAUAUAAGGAAUAAAUCAACAUAAACCAGCUAGGAUUCCAAAACAAAGACGAUAAAAAUAAUACAAAUAACUAAAAAUACUGUAUGAUGGUGUGAAUAUGAACUGCAAGAUAACCGUAUAUCUACAUCUGUAGCUUCCCCCAAGCAUACAAUUUCACAAAAACGAAACCAUUCACAACUUCAUCGUUUAAUGCAUCAUAGUUUCACUACUUUUAUUUUUGUUCCAUCAUAUUAAUUGGUCUAGAGUCUAGACAGACCAACAGAAAUCAAUAAGAUUACCCAUCUGCACAGUUCAUAUAAAAAACUAAACAAAAUUAUUCAAACAAGUGAAGAUAAAUUCAGGCCAUGCCAUCGUUGAGGCAAAAGGUCACAACGUAUUUUCGUCAAUUAAGUUUCAUUGCAGAGCCUCGUGAUGGACAAAGAAGUUCACGUAAAACUGAAGAUGAUGGCAAUUUCAUAAUUAAAUAUUUGGAGGGUCGCAUGAAUCGCAUUUUUUCCCCAUGUCCCGAAAUUUUUAAUGGACAAAAUCCCACAGAUUUGCCGGAACUAAAAAUUGGAUCAUACGCUACUGGACCAGUAACAAUUACUGCCGCCUGUACAGGUCCCGAUGAUGGUCUUACCGGAAUAAAACGCUCAAAGUUGCAUUUAACCGCCAACUAUGCGGAUGAUAUAGAUUUUAUAGAUACAAUACAAGAAAGCGAUUGUUUUGAAGUGCGAAAAAGUAUCACAACCAAUCGUAAUCACAGUAAAUUAAAUCGCUUCAAUGGGUCAAGAAAAUUAAGUAAUGGUGCGAUCACGCCCACAAGUGAUCAAAAUGCGAAUAAAAUGACGGGCAUGCGUUCACGCAAAAACUCUAAAACAGGUAUAGCCAACCUUAGUCAAAAUAUUAAUUCAACAACCACCAAAGACGCAACAAAGACUACAUCGAUUACAUCAAGUAAACGAGCCGAAGAAAAUUCAAAUGCCGCAACCACUAUAGUGGUUAGCAUGGUUAGCACAAAGACAACGCACAAUGCUCCAACCAUCGCCACCCAUGAUGCCAAUGACCAGAAUAACAAAAAUAUUUUGAAUGGAAAGACUGAAUUUCUUGGUAACAAGGAUGUAGAGUCUCAUACAAAAACAACACUAACAAAUUCCGCAACUGUGCAGACAAAAGAUACAAUGCCGUUAAAAUCUGGUUUUAGUAAUUUAGGCAGUGCAGAGACAACAAAUAUUCUUGAAGCUACAAGGGAACGAUUGCUACGCGAAGCUGUUUCCAAUCAAGCCGCUGUCGCUUGUAAUAGUGGUCACAGUGACAUGUUUACAGAUUCAAUAGCCAGCGUAUCCAAUUGGAAAAUGGAAACUGACUACGCUUAUGGCAUAUCGGUUUCGUUAUAUGAGAAUAAUAUAUUAACCAAGGAACCAAUGGGUAACCCAAUUGCAGAUUGUUAUGGUAUGGUUGUGCACGGCGAUGCUGUUGCUAUGGCGCUCGCAGACGGUGUAAAUUGGGGUGAUGGUGCUCGCUUAGCAGCACGUUCAGCUGUACAUGGCUGUUUAGAUUAUUUGGAUCGUGCAAUAUUCGGUUUAUCACGCGAAUGCGUGGCUACAUCAACACAUGAAGUGUUUAUCAGUCUUCUACGUAGUUUGUGGGAAGGACAUGGAUGUAUAUUGGAAGUUGGUGGGGCAUUAAGUACACUAACAAUUGCAGUAGUGUUGCCUUUAGCCGACAAUCAGCAGGAUGAGUACACUAAAAAAUAUGUUGUGUGCGCAUGUAAUGUAGGUGAUUCAUUAGGAUAUGUUUAUUCAAAAAAAUAUGGUGUGCGAGAAUUCACACAAGCCUCCCAUGAUAUUUCGUCUAUGCGUGAUAUGAGAGAUGCUUUAGGUGCGCUUGGUCCAGCUGAUGGCAAUAAACCCGAGUUAAGCAAUUUAACAUUAUCCAUGACGAUUGUCGAGAAAGGUGAUAUUGUUUUUUUAACAUCCGAUGGAGUAAGUGAUAACUUUGAUCCUGUUGUUGGGAAAUUUGCUGAAGCCUGGACACCUGAUGUUAAGUUAAUGUCGUCAUCUCUACUCUAUGGACGGACUGGGCAUAUUGGUGUACUUGCACCAAAGCGACAAAACAAGAGUACUUCAGCUGUAUAUGCGCACUUGCAUCGCGGAUGUGAAUCCAAUUCACCAAUUAUGCCACCUGUUCGACCACCACGUACUAAAAAGUCAAACUUACAGGAAAUGGAAGCAACUGCCUCUGGCAAUGCAGCACCUAGCCGUCCAAAAUAUAUGCGCUCACAAACAGUAAUAGAACCACGGCGCCCUUCGUCUGCAGGAAAUUUGUCUUCCAGACCACUUAGUCCUACACAACCCCCUAAAAUACCAAAAUCAGUUACGGGCUUGCCAUUGGUGACAGGACCACAGAGACACGCAUUAACCCUUUAUCGACUUGAAGACUUACUUAGCUAUGGCAUAAAUGGUACUUUUUCUCCAUGUGUAUCAGCACGACGUCUAUGUCAUUUAUUAAUUGAUUUUGUACGCAUGAUUACAUCGGCACGGCGUAAAACAUUAGAGCAACGAGAACUAUUUUACAAACUAGCUACCGGGCCUGAUGGCGUUAAACGUGAAGUGGAAUUAAAUCGUAUGCAACAUCGUGCAGCACGUAAACGGAUUGUGGAUAGUAAUGCAUUUGGAUCAUUACCUGGAAAAUUAGACCACGCCACGGUUUUAGCAUAUACCAUAGGUGGUGCUGGUGGUGGUACAACAACAACAGGUGAUAGCUGUUUACAGCAGACUGGACAGGCAUCAAUAGAGCCAACUACAGAUUUGGAGAUAAUAGAAACUAAAGAAUUUCAGGAAACAAAUUUUUAAGCCUAAUUAGAGAAAUAAGUUUAACUAAUGGAAUUGGCCGAAUAGCCUAAAGUCGAUAUGUCAUAUUUUUUUAUAUAAAGUGCAAUCAAAGAGCUUUUUUAUUAGUUUUUUAAAAUAAACAUUUUUUAAAUAUUAUUAUACACAUAUAUAUUUGUAGACAUCACAUUAUAAUGGAUAAGAAGAAUAUUUUAAUAAUGUAAAUGUUUUUAUAAAAAUUGAAUAUGAUGGCCUGAAUGUUUUAAACUACCAAAAGUUUUUAAAAGUUACCAAACAAUUAUAUAUACACUCUUUCAUAUUCAUCGAUAGUAUAUACACAUAUUUAUUUUCGUAUUUACAUACAUUAAUGUAGAUUAGUCCUCGUAGUGCUUAAAAGUAAUUUACUUUCAUUAUGUUUUGUAUUUUUAGUAUAGAUAUGCGACAUUGAACUACAUAUAUAAACCA